AUGUCAGAAUCAAACGGAUCUCAACUCCCAGAGUGGGGGCCGGGCAAGACGGCCAGAGGCAGGGCCCGCUUACCCUCCAGCAGGCGUCGCGAGCGACCUCAGUUCUCCUGCAACCUGUGCAGGCAGAGAAAACUGCGAUGCGACAGACAGCAGCCCUGCGCAUCGUGUGUGCAGCGUGGGUUGAGCCUCUCAUGUUCAUACGCCGCUCAAUCAGCGGCGCGCCCAGUUGGUGCUGACCAACCUGUGCGUACGGUACAAGAUCGAAUCCAGCAGCUCGAGAACUUAGUGGUGGACCUGAUGCAAGGAACAUUGACAAGCCACGCGGCCCAGCCUGGCCAGGCCCUCCCAACGUCGCAUUUGCCGAGUCCGUUGCUCACGACAAAUCAGUCUGGCACGGACAGAGUUCCGGAGACUGACAACAGCACCUCACCUGGAUCUGAAGCGGGCAGUCUGCAACUGACUAGUUCUGGUACCAAUUAUGUCAACAGUUCUCAUUGGGCGGCAGUUUUGAAUGGAAUCGCAGAACUCAAGGACCAUUUCGACAGUGAAGGGAACAGUCCUGCCAGCACCGAUUUUCACGAUAUUUCGAUUCCUGAGCAAACAGGCCCACAGCUGCUCUAUGGCUGUAGCAAAUUUCCGACCAGGCAAGAAAUCAUUGAGUCUGUCCCUCCACGGCAAGCUGUAGAUCGGCUGGUGUCGCGCUAUUUUAGCUCCUUUGAGAUGUCUACGGCUGUGUUGCACAGCGCUCAAUUUCUGGAAGAGUACGAAAACUUCUGGAAGGAUCAAUCCGCAACCCCAGUCAUAUGGCUUGGUUUACUGUUCACCAUCAUGUGUCUGGCGGCGCAGUUUCAGAUAUCGAGGCUUGACCCUAACAGCCAGACUCCAGCGACUCCCUCGACAGAGCACGAUCUCGAGAACAUGGUAGAGACAUUCAAGGAGAAAAUUGUGCAAUGUCUGAUUCUGGGGGAAUAUGCCAAAGGUGGCCCGCACGUGCUCGAAACGCUCCUCCUCUACAUUGCAGUUGAGCUCUUCUCUCGAAACGACGCCGAGAUUGGGGUCUGGAUCCUCUUAGGCACCGCAGUUCAGCUCGCGAUGUACAUGGGAUAUCAUAGGGACCCAAAGCAUUUUCGAGAGAUGUCGCCUUUUGUGGGAGAGAUGCGAAAGAGGGUCUGGGCAACAAUCGUCGAGCUUGAUAUCGGCAUUUCCGCUCAGAUGGGCCUUCCUAGACUGAUCAAGCAAUGGCAGACGGACACGGUGGAACCUGCAAAUCUUCAAGACAGUGACUUCAAUAAGACAACCAAAGAGAUGCCUGCAGCUCGGCCAGAGAACGAUCUCACUCCUAUGCUAUAUCGGCUGGUGAAGGGCCGAAUGAUGUCGACGAUCGGCUUCAUCUGGGACUUUGCAGCCAACACCAGGUCUUACACAUACGCGGAUGUCAUGGACAUGGACACGAAGCUGCGAGGGACCUAUGUCUCCAUCCCCGAGUGUCUCAAAUGGCGAUCAAUGGCGCAAUGUAUACUCGACUCACCACAGAUCAUCAUGCAAAAGGUUUAUCUGGAAAUCAUGUACCAAAGAGCGAGGAUUGUACUCCACCGGCGGUAUCUCAAUUGUUCGCCGACCAAAACCCCGUACGGUUAUUCCCAACAGGCAUGCCUGGACGCAGCGCUGAAGCUUCUUGAAUAUCAGCAUAUGCUGCAAGAAGAAACGCGGCCGUUUUGUCAGCUGUACCAAGAGCGGUGGCGUGUUACCUCCCUUGUCAAUCACGACUUUCUUUUGGCCACUAGCGUCCUGUGCGCGUACUUGCAGCAGGUCCGUGGGGAGACGGCGACGGCAGGCGCCGAAGGAGGCACCAGCGCUGACACAAUACGAGCAUCCUUACAACGCUCAUACGGCAUAUGGCUCAACUCAAGCAGCUCGUCCAAGGAGGCGCAAAAGGCCGUGAGCGCGUUGAGUGUCAUUCUCGGGUCUCAGGACUCCAUGGACACGAACACCAACAGCGAGACGGACAUGUCGUUUGAUCAGCUCCCCACGUCUCCCGGAACUAGCGUCAGCUUCUACCCCCAGAGUGAGUGA
Messenger RNA from Alternaria alternata, 2073 nucleotides. Its product is annotated as fungal-specific transcription factor domain-containing protein. Gene Ontology annotation, cellular component: nucleus. The coding region runs from base 1 to 2073 and encodes 690 amino acids. Gene Ontology annotation, molecular function: zinc ion binding; DNA-binding transcription factor activity, RNA polymerase II-specific; DNA binding. The transcript has 4 exons. The record is from RefSeq and is a predicted model, not a curated record. Lineage: Eukaryota; Fungi; Ascomycota; Dothideomycetes; Pleosporales; Pleosporaceae. Gene Ontology annotation, biological process: regulation of DNA-templated transcription; DNA-templated transcription.